Messenger RNA from Saccharomycodes ludwigii, 1728 nucleotides. RefSeq names its product WD40 repeat domain-containing protein. NCBI's taxonomy places the organism in Eukaryota, Fungi, Ascomycota, Saccharomycetes, Saccharomycodales, Saccharomycodaceae. Gene Ontology annotation, molecular function: histone binding. Gene Ontology annotation, cellular component: cytoplasm; Rpd3L-Expanded complex; nucleus. Bases 1 to 1728 code for a protein of 575 amino acids. The record is from RefSeq and is a predicted model, not a curated record. The transcript has a single exon. Gene Ontology annotation, biological process: regulation of gene expression.
AUGAGCGGUCAAUUAGAAACAACAGACAACGGCGAUGAUACUUCUUUGAGUUUGAAAAAGGCUGAUAACAUGGUAAUCAAUGAGGAAUUUAAAAUUUGGAAAAAAUCUGUCCCAAUGUUAUAUCAACACAUAACCACAUAUAAACCUGGGUUUCUUAAAAAGUUCACCAAAGAAUCAAUCAUUCCCAAAAAAUUUAUUUUUCAACCCGAUAAAACUAUUAAGGAUGAAAAGUUUACUGAUACUAUUAUAGAUACACCAUUGUACUACUCUUAUGGUAGUGAGGUCUAUCAAUUAGACUGUAAAUUACCAAAGGGUUUAAUGAGCAACGAUAAUUUAAAUUCAGAUAAUGAUAUAGAGGCUGACCAAUUGCUAUUUGGAAGCGGUGAUAUCAAUAAUGUGCAUGAAAGCGACCAAAACAGAUCAAUUUUUUCAUAUCAGGGUGAAGAUAUAAUUAAAUUGCAGACCUAUAAAACAAUUGGUGGUAAAAAUACUAACAAUAACGGCAAAUUAUUAGUUAUGUCAACUAGCGGCUCUUUGGCCUGGUUUGAUAGAAAUGUCAGUAAAUAUCCAUACAAAGUUAUAACAGAGUAUGUUGGACCGUCAACAUCAUAUUCUGUGAUCCAUGAUAAUCACAUAUCUAGUGGCAAAAGGACUACCGGCAAACCACCACUUUACAUUCAAAGUGGCAUUGCUAGUGAUAAUAUGUUUUGUGAUUUUGCUGUUAGUGAGUCUGGUGAAACAAUAGUUAAAACACACGGUGCUAACGGGUCAAUAAUAAAAAUAGUUGACAAUUAUAGCAGGCCGGGACAGGUUUUAAACACUUUGAAACUAGGUGAUUCGACUAAUUAUGUCCAUACUGUCAGGUUUAUGGAUAAUAACAUCUUUGCUUGCUGUUCUACAGAUAACACAAUCAAAUUUUAUGAUUGUAGAGCGUUGGAUAGUGACAUUGAUAGGAAGCCUAUUUGGGACAUACACACAUCUACUGUUGAAAAUGAAACUCUAUUAUCCUUUGAUAUAUCCCCACAUGUGGAAACUUUCCUUUUGACCGGGUCAUCCGCAGGGAAUAUUAAAUUAUGGGAUUUACGUUCAUGUCUUGCUAGCGAUGAUACUAUUAUUAAAGGAACCAAGGAAUUGGGAUUGUUAUAUCAUGAAAAUGCCGAUCCAGUGAUUGACAUUCAAUUCAGUCCACAUUUGGCUACAGAAUUUUUAAGUGUUGGUAGCCAGUCUGGAUUUAUUUAUCACUGGGAUAUAAACCCAAUUAUGCAAAUAUGGGAGGAGAAACGUGCUAAAUUGGAAAAAAGAGAGAAAUUGAAAGAGGAGAGGAAGAAAAUGAAAAAGGCACGGGAUAGAGUGAGACAAGAGAAUGGGGAAGAUGUUAAUAUUGAAGACGACGAUGACGAUGAUGACAAUGAGAAUGACAUCGAUGUUAUGGGAUCUACUAAUGAAGGUAAAGACCAAAAAAAUAAGGCACAAACUACCUCAUCAUCUUCAACUAAAGAGCAUGAUGAAGAUUUUGAUUAUUCAAUGAGUUCUGAAGAAUAUGAUGUGCUGGUUUCGUCAUGUAUCAAGUUUCUUCACACUAGCGGUGGAAGAAGAAAAAAGAGGUGUUGUUAUAAAAAUCAAGUCUAUUGGCAUCCUGAUAUUGAUGGGGUUAUUGGAUGCAUUGAUUCUGAUGGCACCUUCGAACUUUACAAGGGUUAUUAUGGUAAAGAUAAAGAUCUUCAUUGA